Osmia bicornis bicornis is the source of this 1021-nucleotide messenger RNA. RefSeq names its product hemolymph lipopolysaccharide-binding protein-like. The record is from RefSeq and is a predicted model, not a curated record. Bases 186 to 866 code for a protein of 226 amino acids. The transcript is spliced from 2 exons. NCBI's taxonomy places the organism in Eukaryota, Metazoa, Arthropoda, Insecta, Hymenoptera, Megachilidae.
GGAGUGGUGGCAAAGAGUGUAAAUAUUUGUCUGGCCAUCUUUCGCCGGGCGAACAGUAGUGAAGUACGCGUUCCCGUUAAAUGAAGCUGUAGCGAGGAUAAAGGGCGACUUAAAAGCGAAACAGAGUGAAAUAAAGGCCGGUGUAACGAAGAUUGAAUUGACGAAAGUGAACGCAAUCAAAAGAGAUGUCGCGAUUAAGUAUUUUGAUCAAUUGUAUCAUCUUGUGCGUUGCCUUUCCAGGCACAUUUUCUAUGCCGAAAAAAAUUGCUGUUCUAAACAUCAACAAAACCGAUAAUAUUCUGAUCGAUGAUACUUCCUGCCCUUGUGAUCGAAAUCCAUUGAAAUUAUAUUGGGAUAAAUUGCACACUCGCAAUGUGACUGUACACGGCGCGGCAUGCGCGUGCGAUCUUGGCGUACACAGGAAGCCUACUCCCGAAGGGUACGUAUACGUGCCUGGAAUCGGUUACCAUCGGUUCUUCACCCUCGGAGAAACAUGGAACUGGGCGCGAAAAAGAUGCAUCGACGAUGGCGCGCAGUUGGCAAUUAUUAAUUCUUUCGAGGAGUCACGAGCAUUGAUGCGCUUGGUUGAAAUAUAUGUCCCGGUUGAAUAUGCCGAUCGUAAUGAUACAAUGUUCCUGGGUCUCCACAAGCUUUACUCGAACAUGGAUUUUACCACGGUACUCGGCGACACGCUGGGGGACACUGGCUUCUACAGUUGGACCACCUUGCCGGGUAAACAGGAGAAAACCGCAGGUGGAGAUAAAAAUUGUGUAGGGAUUCUAAUAUCAAAUGGAUAUAUGGUCACCCUCGACUGCAACAAACGAUACGGGUACUUCUGUGAAAUUCCUGCGAUAACGCCUUUGUAAUCAUUUAUUUAUUCAACCCUUGGCAGUGAUAAUUUAAAGGAACGAUCGAUCCUCGGUGGAAGAAGAUGUUUUGGUUUUUACCUGGAACGUUGAUGAGGCUUUCGCAAAGUUUUAUUGUAAUUUGAAGAAAAUAUCAAGAAAUUUUGGAACCUCUA